GACUUGACGUUGCUCCAGACCAGAAGCAGCAGAACACGGUGGAUCGACGCAGUUGACCGUCUCUCAGACAGUUCCUAUAUGUUUCUGGAGUGAACAUCCCGGCCGUGUCUAGUUCAGGAGCUGACACCAGCUUCAUGGCAUCUGGAGGCCCCGUGAUGAACGGCGACAUCUCUCGCUCUCCCGGUCAGUCCGGCACACUGGAGGAAACCCUGCAGCAGAUGAACAUCCUCAUCCAGGAGAACCGAGACCUGAAGGAGGCCCUGCGUCAGACCAACCUGACGAUGAAGGAGCGUUUCGAGGGCCUGACUGCGUGGCGGGAGAAGCAGCGGGAGGAGCGGGACUUCCUGGAGGGCAGGCUGGAGGAGGCUCGGAGCCGCAUGGAGGCGCUGACCCUCCAAAACCAGGAGAUGAGCAGGAGAUUGGGGGAGGAGGCGAAGACAGGGGGAGCACUGGGAGGCUUGCCGGCAGUGUCAUCCAAUCAGAGUGCAGAGCUGGACGCCUUGCGUGCCCAGGUUGCUCGCCUGCAGGCAGAAAAGAAUGACCUGGUGGCCAUGAACUCUGAGCUGCAGCUGAAGGCCGACCAAGACUCCCACAGCGACUCCUUCAUCGAGAUCAUCAGGGUCACGGACGGAGGCGUCGACGGCGUGAACGACGUGUGCGGUCUGGAGCGCAGCAGACGUCCGGACCUGAGCAUGACGGCUUCCCGGCUGGACAGCGAGGAGGUGACGGUCAGUCAGCUCCUCCAGUCGCUGAGGAACGAGACGCAGCGGGCCGAGCAGCUCCGGGCCGAGAUGCAGUCCUCUGCUGCCAGAAUAAGAGAGCUGGAGGAAAGGAAGAGCAAUGUGGACAAAUCAACACAGACCAUCCAAGCAGAGACUACAGAGACCAAGGAGGAUUCUGGGAAAGAGGAAAAGGCAGUGUCUGAGGUGGAGAAUCUGAAGUCUCACAUGAUGACGCUGUUCAAAGAAUUGCAGCAGGCGCAGAGCAAGCUGGAUGAAGCAGAAGGCAUGAAGAAGAACCUGCAGGACAGAUGUCGGGAGGUGGAGCAGGACGUGGCCACUCUGAAGGCCCAGCUGGUGGAGAAACAGGCUGUUCAGUCGCAGAAUGAACGGCUGAAGCUGCAGCUGGACAGCAUGCAGGCCCAGAGCCAGAUGGAGCAGAGAAAGGCUGGGGAGGAGAGGAACACCCUGGCCCAGCUGAAGGAUGCCUACACUAAACUGUUUGAAGACUACAACGAACUCAAAGAGGAGAAGAAGAAGAGAGAGUCUCAGCUGGUGCAGAAGGAGGUGGUGGACCAGCUGCAGGAACGGCUGACAGCUGCUGAAGAGGCCCUGGCUGCUAAACAGGACAAGAUUGAUCAAAUGAAGCAGGAGAUCUUCCACAAGGAGAAGGAGCUGGAGACCAUAUCUGUCUUCCAGGCUCAGGCGGAGGUCUACUCCUCAGACUUCUACGCGGAGCGAGCAGCGAGGGAGAAACUGCAUGAGGAGAGGGAGCGUCUGGCCGCUCAGCUGGAGUAUGUGAAGAAGCAGAACACUCACCUGCAGGAGGAGAUGGACUCACUGGGCCGGCGGUCACUGAAUGAGAUGCAGAGAAGACAUGUGCCACUGGGAGGGAAUCCACUCGGAGCCGGCGCUGCUCUGGUUGGAAGGGGGACUGACUGGCAACAUCAGGGGAAUAUUCCCGAACACGCCUGUCCCAAGUGCAACGAGAUCCUGCCAGACCUGGACUCCCUGCAGAUCCACAUCAUGGACUGCAUCAACUAGACCUCCAUCAGUACAAGCAUCCACAACAACAGUGACUCCAUUCACACCUUAAUCUGAGUCUUCCUCUGCUUUUACCUGAAGCUCUUCUGACAUCCCCGAGAUGACACUACCCAUAGUUCCAUGAUAAACUCAGUCAAAUUCAUUCUGGGAUGGGAACACUUUGCUUUUAGUAGAAUUUAAGUAGGAUUUCAAAUGUGAAAACUGUUGGUCUUCUCCAGUUUGUUAAAUCUGAAAAAUCCUGUGAUUUGGAAUGAAACAGGAAAAAUAUUGUAGAACACAUCUUGCAUUUUUUGGGCCCAUGUCAACUGGCACAUAGUCUGUUUGUUGUAAUGAAGAACUGAAGGUAUGUUUCUUUGGGGCAAAACGAGUAUGGAAUAUCAAAACUGCACACACUAAGUUCAGCUGUUCCAAGUUGCAAUUGUUUACAAAAUAUUUGAUCACUGAAGGCUUUUUUAAUUUUUUAAGGUCUCCUUGUCAAAACAAAUGGAAUUCUAUAUUUUCUGCUUUGAGAGAAUAUUUUUGCUCAUUACUGGUUUGUUGGUGGAAAAAGGAGCAUGCACCAUGUAGGCACUUUAUUAUAAGGAUAUAUGUAUAUUUUAUUUUGACACUGCAGAUGACACAUGGUAAUUAGAACUUAAUAUAUAUUUAACUUGUUAAUCAGCCUUUUUAAGUGUAUGUGCAGAGGGCUGCCACACCCUUCUGAUUCUGUAGUCUGUAGGUUAUAAAGGACUCCUGAUUCCAAGAUGUAAUUCUGUGAAUGGAAAUAAAAUCACUUGAAAAUUU
Messenger RNA from Chelmon rostratus (copperband butterflyfish), 2546 nucleotides. It is a transcript of the gene optn, whose product is annotated as optineurin. Bases 135 to 1763 code for a protein of 542 amino acids. Gene Ontology annotation, biological process: regulation of canonical NF-kappaB signal transduction; Golgi ribbon formation; protein localization to Golgi apparatus. NCBI's taxonomy places the organism in Eukaryota, Metazoa, Chordata, Actinopteri, Chaetodontiformes, Chaetodontidae. Gene Ontology annotation, molecular function: K63-linked polyubiquitin modification-dependent protein binding. The record is from RefSeq and is a predicted model, not a curated record. Gene Ontology annotation, cellular component: cytoplasm; Golgi apparatus; nucleus. The transcript is spliced from 13 exons.